GUGAGAGAAAGUUCAGGCAUGAAGCCACAACCUACAACAAAGAAGCUGGGCGCUAUAAAAGAGAAACGCUCAGACGGAGACGCUCAGUCAUCCAGGAGGUCGGACGAGACUCAGAGAAAUCCCUACUCAUUCAUAUUUAAUCUUUAAAACGUAGUACAUCGAGACAAUGUGUGACUUCGACCUGUCUCAAGCUUUGGACAGCUCCCCGGAGUGUGAGGAGACCGGAUCUGAGUCCGGCUGCUUUGACAUGACGGACGUUCAGGAUGAGUUCUUCCAACUGGACGAGGGUCUGUGCAUGUUGGUUAGCCGAAACCGGAAGACGCUGCUGUCUGUCGCCAACCUGCUGCUGGCGGCCAACAGGAUGACGAGACGCGUGAGUCGCAGCGAGCUCAGCGACGAGGAGCUCUGCAGCGCCAUCUUGGAGAGCCUGGUGACCGAAACAGUCGUCCCGGCGACGGAGGCUUCGUCCACGGGCGUGAGGAAAAUCUUCCAGCGCAUGAACAGCGGCAACCUGUGCACUCUGUGCGACUGCUCACAGAAAGACAUCGUCCGGGCCUCGGGGGACUUAAAGCUGCAGGCCGUGACUCUGCAGGGGGGACACGGCGACAAGAGAGUGAACUUUAAGUUGUCGCGGUACAUAUCGAUGUGCGCCUCGGCCGAUGAAGGAGCGGCCGUCCUCCUGUCCAUCACCAACAAGCUGCACAUGUCCUGCUGCAUGGAGGACGGGAAGGCUGUGCUCAAGCUGGAGGAAUGCCGCGAGGAGGAUUUAAAGAAGAUCAGCGACGACGGAGACAUGGACCGGUUCCUCUUCUACAAGAGGACCAGGGGGACGUCUCAGACCACGUUCGAGUCGGUGCGGUGCAGAGGCUGGUUCAUCAGCACCUCCCACGACGCCGAGCACCAGCCCGUGGAGAUGUGUGAGGCGGACGCCGCCCGCCGCGUCACCUGCUUCAAGAUGAACUGAAAAGUACUGCUGAUACACACUUUCAAAGGAUCCAGAAGUACACAGAAGUUGUGUAUUUUACAUGUAUUCUGCUUCGCCACUAGAUGGCGCCAUCUGCAGAGAUAACAACACUGAUUCCACUAAAGACAGUUUAACUUUAUAAUUUCAGAUUGUUUAACUUUAUUGUAUUUUCAUCACGGACAAAAGGAAUUGUACUAGUACACAUCAUUUACUUUACUACUCUACUUAUGUAUUAUUAUACGUUAUAAGGACUUUAAGGGAAAGUUGUAACAGGAUAUUCCUUAAAACUACUGUUAUUUGUUGUAAGUGUUCAUUAACUUCAGUAUUUUUGCUAAUUUCUAUUUCUAUGUCUUACCACACCGGUUUGUGG
Etheostoma cragini (Arkansas darter) is the source of this 1334-nucleotide messenger RNA. RefSeq names its product interleukin 1, beta (gene il1b). Bases 167 to 964 code for a protein of 265 amino acids. NCBI's taxonomy places the organism in Eukaryota, Metazoa, Chordata, Actinopteri, Perciformes, Percidae. Gene Ontology annotation, biological process: positive regulation of gene expression; cytokine-mediated signaling pathway; neutrophil activation. The transcript is spliced from 6 exons. Gene Ontology annotation, molecular function: cytokine activity. The record is from RefSeq and is a predicted model, not a curated record.